This is a messenger RNA of Fundulus heteroclitus (mummichog), 1121 nucleotides long. It is a transcript of the gene maip1, whose product is annotated as matrix AAA peptidase interacting protein 1. Bases 36 to 761 code for a protein of 241 amino acids. The transcript has 5 exons. Gene Ontology annotation, biological process: protein insertion into mitochondrial inner membrane from matrix; inner mitochondrial membrane organization. Gene Ontology annotation, cellular component: mitochondrial inner membrane. Lineage: Eukaryota; Metazoa; Chordata; Actinopteri; Cyprinodontiformes; Fundulidae. Gene Ontology annotation, molecular function: ribosome binding. The record is from RefSeq and is a predicted model, not a curated record.
UCUACCCGGAAGCAGAAGCGAAGCGGACGGGAAAGAUGGUCUCCCUCCUGUUCAGGUGUUAUUCCCGGCUGCCGUCGGCCGUCACGCUGACCCGGUUCGGUUUACACCAGAACCUGGGUCGGAAUCCCCAGCGCUGCGUAGCCCGGACGGGUAACGUGACGGCGGGCCGGUCCUACGGCUCGGAGCGGGAGCAGAACCCGCCGAAGCAGAAGGUGGUGGUGGUCGGCAUCCCCAACCCGUUCAUCUGGUUCCGGACCCGCAUCUACUACUUCCUGAUCAGAACCUACUUUGACCGAGACUUCAGCAUCGAGGAGUUCACGGAGGGAGCCAAGCAGGCCUUCUCCCACGUCUCCAGACUUCUGUCUCAGUGUCAGUUCCAGGCUCUGGAGGGGCUCGUGGCUAAAGAUCUGAUUGGAAAGCUGGAGGAGAAAUGCAGCUCGCUGCCGUUGGACUUCCAGAAAGCUCUGUCUGCAGAUCCUGAUGAGAUCAUGUACACCACGCCGGGGGACGUGGGCAUCUUCUACGACACCAACGGCAGGAAGUUCGUCAGCAUUCUGAUGCGGUUCUGGUACCUGACGAGCGCGCGGCUCCCCGACGACGGCAUGGAGGGAACCCGCGUCUUCAAGGUCGCCAUCGGAGACGGCGAGGCGGAGACCAAGAGGCUGCUGACGGCGAUCUACGAAUUCCAGAGGGAGUUCACCAAAGGGGUUCCCCCGGACUGGACCAUCACCCGCAUAGAGCACUCCAAGCUUCUGGACUAGGCUCCGGUUCUGAAGCAGCCCUGACCACGAGUCCGCUCCAGUGUGAGCAGAACCGAGAGUCCUCCAGAGGAGACGGGACGCAGCUCCGGUCCACAGGCGUCUCCUCCCACAGAACCAGCUGCCCUGAACCGGGUCGGGCCUCCUGACCGGGUCUGGUACCGUGACGCCUGCAGUCCACACUCCCAGGUUCCUCUGGAAGACGAGCGCAGAGGAAAUGUGGCGGCGCUGACGGCCCAUCAUGUUAGGAAAUAAAACCUUUUAAUCUGCUUUAUUUCAGAGGAAACUUUCAACAACAUGUUUUAUUUCAGUUAGAACAUCAGAACUUUAGGAGAUUAAAUAAACGGAUCAGCUCCAAUCUAA